Messenger RNA from Mercenaria mercenaria, 5681 nucleotides. RefSeq lists its product as uncharacterized. Bases 4 to 609 code for a protein of 201 amino acids. Gene Ontology annotation, molecular function: GTP binding; GTPase activity. The transcript has 4 exons. Lineage: Eukaryota; Metazoa; Mollusca; Bivalvia; Venerida; Veneridae. The record is from RefSeq and is a predicted model, not a curated record.
AAAAUGGAUAACAUCUGGAACACAUUGAAAGACGAAAACGUAGUAAAGGUUCGAGAAAUGUGUGAAGUAAAACUCCAAGAAGCAUAUAGCAAAUCUUUGAAGGGAAAGAUCGAAAACAGAGAAUUUGAAGUUUCUGGCGGAUACAGGAAGUUUCAACGCGAUAUUGAAAUAAUGAAAGAAGAGUACAACAGUACCCUUCGGGAUUUCGAUGAGCACGAGAUUUUAUGGGCUUGGCUUGGUUUUGUAAAAACAUUGAAGGUACAUGAAUCUAAAAUAAUUCAGGCGGAUGAAGCUUUAUCUGAGAAAGAAAAAGAAGAUGAGAAAAAGCGUAAUGAAGAAAACAUGGAAAAGAUACUGAAAGAGCAACAAAAGGCGCAAAAAGAGGCCUUUGAGCAGCAGCAGAAAGAAAUGAAGGAACAUUAUGAUAAGCUUGAUCAAGCGCGAGAGAAACAGUUACAGGAAGAAAGGGAUAAAUACCAGAAAUAUGUAAACGAAAAACUGGAAAAGGAAGAAGCGCAAAAAGAAGCUGCUCGAUUAAGAAAUGAACAAGAAGAAAAGAAGUCGAGGUGGCUACCUCGUAGAAUGUGGGAUGCUCUCUGGAAUCAGUGAAAAGAAAUAUUGAACAGGUCAAUAUAGCCAUAGAGGUUUAGAAGUCUUAUAUACAACCUGUAAUGCAACCUACCGGAAGUAUGCUUCACCCUUUUGCUUGAUUAACUUCACCUCACAAGUAGUGACUGUGUUUUUGACAAGAUGACUUUAGUAUAAAUCAUUUUGUAAUAAAUCUGUGUGUUUCUUCAAGUCUGAUCUUGGCUUAGAAUAUUCGCCAAAUUUUAUUGUAUCAUAUUUUAUUAUACAUUAUAUUUUUAUUGUACAUUUGCUUUUACUGUUUAUGGUAUAUUUGUAUCUUUUGAUUUUCAAAUUUCAAAUUGAACAAUUAAAUAUCUUAACAGAACAAUUUCGAUGACAAUAAUCUUCGUAACAGUUGCUAUAACUAAUAUGUAAAAACAAUUUGUUAUUUUGCACGUAAACAGUGUUUGAAUGCCACGUUGGUUUGAAAAUAAUAGAGAGUUUGAGAUUUCAACCUUCGCCUUCCCCUUCAACGUCUCUCAUAUAUAUUUGGGGUAAAACGUCACAAAUAUGCGUGUAUUUUAUUUAUAUCAGACGUUGCUACUAAAGUUUUCCAUGUAAUUUCAAGUAAACCUAAGACUUCGUUUUAUUACUAUGUGAAAUAAAAAGCUUAGUUUCAGGAUUUCUGCUUAUUAAGUUAUUCGAUUAUCCAUAUGUAUAAUUGGACUAAAUUUGAUGCGAAACACUAUCAAUAAGUAUAAGAAUAUUGAAGUUUUGUUUGGCUAAUGAUUUUAACUAAAUACAUUGAAUUGAACCUGGAAGUAUGAAGUUAUCAACUGAUUUUGAGAAACUUUGAGAUUUUGUUCAAACUUUAACUUCUACGGCAUAUUUUUGUCCUCAGGCGUUAUUGAUUAUACCAGAUGGGCCUUUUUGUCGUAAGAAGUGAAGUUUUGAACGUCCGAAGAUGUGAUAUCACGAAAGUCAAAACUUCAGUCUUUGUACAUCUACACUGUCUACAUACACGGCAUCAAAGACUGAAAUCUGGAUGGAGGCACAUAGCAUGACAGUCAUUUUACUUGAAAAAUGAAUGAUAACGCGCGAUUAUCAUUUGGUGGAGCAUUUUAUUUUAACUUCCAAAUAGAAUCAGUCCGUUUCUGCCGGACACUAAAUAAGACAAUUGCGUUUUAAUUAUAAACAUAAAAUGGUACUAGUAAGACGGAAUUUUUUUUGAAGCAUCAGACAAUUUUAGAUCUAUGAUAUCAUGAUGCGAGAGGUUUCCUGUUAGCCGUAUGGGAUAGCUCCAUUCUUUACACGCACGGAGCCAGAACAUGACAGAGGGGCAUUUGGGUCAAUCCCCCUUUGAUUCUUACGUUUUACAAAGAAAAUCGGUCUUGAAACUCGGUGUGACUACCCCCCUCUUAAAGUUGGUGUCCCUCUAACCAAAAUUCCUUCAUCUGCACAUGCUUUACUUAUGAAACAGUAUAUUCAAGCAAAUACAUGUAUAUGCCCACAUCUUAUUUUGUGCGACAAAUUUCGUCUCCACCUAACAGUUCUUGACUGUUUUGCUAGAUACAUGGUGACUUGGCACGAUUAUAUUGUGCUGUCUGAGAGUUUGGCAUUAUACAGAGUCAAACUGAGUGUCAUGAUGCCAAAACAUAUGAUAUCACGGGAGUAUCUUACAUUUGUUUCAAAUCGCUUGUUAAAUGUAUUCAUAAAUUGUGUAUAUUGGCUCAUGUUAUCAACAUAUCUUUUAAAAGGUUAGAUUUUCAACAGGAACAGUCUACAAGUAAAACGCGUGAUUUAAGAAAUCGAUGUAGAAAGUACCAAUUCAAAGUGAAAAAAAAACUUUAAGAAAAACUAUGAAAUACUAGUCAACAGCCUUUUGUGUUUGCUUUAUCUCAUAUAUUUAACUUCAAAGUAUACCGAGAAAUGCAUUUAUUGUAGUUGAUGUCUCAUGUUUUUGUUUAAAAAAUAUUAACUGUAAUAUCUUUCAAGAACACCAUCAACAAUAGAAUACGUUGAGAUGAUUAUCAUUUUUAUUUCCUCUCAUGUAUGAUUUACAAUCAUGCAUUAUAUACUGACAUCAUUUUAUAUAAAAUGUUUUUUUUUAUUAUUUUUUUUAUUAUUUUUUUUUUAUAAUCGCACUAAUAUCCAUGCGAUGAUUAUGUUAAUUGAAAUGUUUUUAUUUAAUUUUCAUUUCUAAAACCUCUUGUAAAAGUCCUGCACUUUCGGACAAUUGAUAUCAAAAUGCACGAGAAAAACGACCAUAAUUACAGAUAAAUUGAAUGGGCGGAUUGAAAGAAGUAAGGUUCAUUCUAAAGUUUGAAAUCUCAAGGGAUUUUAAUCGAACUUCAACUUCAUACGUUAACUUCGCAAGAGACGUUGAAGGGGAAGGCGAAGGUUGAAAUCUCAAACUCUCUAAUAACAAUAUCGUAACGAACCAUAACGAACGCAGGAGCUGAAUAACUUUCAAAUGAGGAAAUACAUCAACCAUUUGUGACAUGUAUCUUUAGAACCUAUUUCCAGAAAUGUUUGUUUCUUCAGUUGUCUUACCACUUUGCUGUUUUUCAAAUGCAAAUGAUGAAAGUAUUUGAUGACUUGAUCACGCAAAUAAUGAAACCGCUUAGCAAUGCCUAACUGCCACCUUAAAAUACGGGAACUGUUUCAUCUUUCUACACAUUUCUUUAUAGGUUAUAUCCAGUAUAGUUUCAAACUAAUGUCUUUGAUUUUAUAUCUUGACAGAUUUAUAAUUUAUCAUAUUUCUGUUGACUUAGAUUCAUAAAACACAUUAAUAGAUGUAAUACAGGCAUAUGUAGUACAGAUAAAUAUAACUUAAAUUGAUAUUUUGUUGCAAGAAAAAUCAAAGUAUCUUCACUUUAAGAUACUGAGUGAUACCUAACGGUAUCUAAUUGUUACUUGUUAAUUUUAAGCAUAAUCGUUGACAAAUGUAUCUUAUAUAUCUCUCAUAAAAUCGUUUCCAUAUGUGAUUUUGUAUUAUCCUCUGAAUUGUAACAAUGCAGGAAAAUUGAGCUGAAAGAUAUCUAUGCUUGUAAGUACUUGAAGAAUAUCUGCUUGCGUCAAAUUAUUUUGUAGAAUAUCCUACAGUGAUAGUAGACUCAUCAAUUUGCGUUUAUGUAUGCGUCAAGGUAAUUUUGCAUUAUAUAUAUUCUAUUUGCACAUACAUUAUUGAAUGAUUUUAGUUGUAAUUAUUUACAUGUACCUUAUUUAAAAGUAUUUUGGUGUAAACAAAUAUUGUAUUAUGUUUAAAUAUGAAGUUUUACUCUCUCCUAUAUGAAACCUAAGCUUAUGUACCCAUGUAUAAAAUGUCUAAAAAGUGCAAGAAAGCAUUAGUACAAUAACCAGAAAAUGUAUAUUUGUUAUAGUUAAAUAAGUAGAUUUCUUCAAGAUGGUAAUAGAUAUGCGUGGAUGCGUCUGUGGUAAUGUGAGUAUCUUUGAAAUUAUUGGCCUGUAUCUACUAGUAUGGAAGUACUAAAAUGUCUCGGUGAUGGGGUUUUCUUUGAUAUCAGUUUGCAAGCAGUUAUAUAUAAAUUUUAAACACAUUUAAAUGUUUAUCAUUACAUUACAUCCCACAAUAUUACAGUUACCUUAAAAUAUUUAGGAAUAAUUUGGUUUGAGAUAUUUGACCUGUCAUAUAGUACCAAGUUAGUACAGAACAGACUGGAACAGACAUUUUAUAUAAGUCGUUUUGAAUAUUUACAGUUUAUCGUUACAUACAAAUAAAAAAUCACACUUGCAAAUAAUUAUAUAAAGAUAACAAGUUAUGGCAAAAACCUUGCAUCAGGCUAUUGUAAAGAGUUAUUUUCAUUUGAUUUAAGGCCUAUGCUAUUUUGAAAUUAUGAAUUAGGUGGGUGGGGUACAUGAUAUUAUUUCUGAGGAAUUUCGAAGUUACUGUAAAACAAACGUUAUUCCAAUGUGACAAUACAUCAAAACCAUGAAGUGCUGAACUCUUACUUUAGUUAAAAAAGUAAAGUGGGAAAAGUUAUCAGUAUGUUCGUGUCACAAUUUUCGGGGUAAGUAUUCUAUGUCAUCGUGCAUAACUGCAAAAAACUAUAACAUACAUAAUAAAGCUAAACUAUCCGUGUAAAUGAGCUGAGAGCUAUUUUUCUAUUUUCGUUUAUUACUUUUCUAAAAAACACAUUACAAUUUACCAGGUGUUGGCAAAAUUUGUCAUUUUUGUGCACAUGCCUUUACACAUGAAAGAAGUCCGAACUAUAGGUAUGGUGUGCGAGAAGGGCCUGAGCGCUUACGUAGUGCUCAUUUACAGGGAUUGAACUGCUCAGAUAAAUAUAUAUAUAUAUAUUACAGUUUAUCGUUACAUACAUAACUUUAUCAUAAGUCCGCAAAGUGCAACAAAAGAAAUAGCAAUAUUAAUUUUGUAAUAAUAUUAUUUAUUUACAAGGUAUGUCUGACAAAUGACAUCGAGAAUUCUAACUGACCUUUUAGAAAGCUGCAUUUUCAAGUACCUGAAAUUUUCCACUUUGGUUAAAAAAGAAUGUUUUACAAUAGAUAAUGACUGACUACAGAAGGUAAUAAAAAUACCAUUGACCUAGAGAAUGCUACAAGCUACUAAACUUCAAAGUUUAAAAUUAUAUUGAACACGUUUGCUUUAAUUUAAGGUGAAAAAUAAACUAGAACUCUACGAUAAAAAUCGAAUAGAUCAUUUCGGACAUGUUAGACAGCGAGAAAGCAAACAUAUCGUACGUACUACUUAGCAAGGAUGAUUUGCACUGUGAAUAUAUACUUUUUACACUUAACAUUUAAUUCUACGAGUACCCACACAUAAUUAUACAUAUAUAUUUACCUUAACCUUUCAUACAUUAGGAAUAUGUUUGUUUUACAUGUAAGAUUAAAGCAUUAACCCCUCGUGAAAAUAUAAUGCAUGUGGCGUUCACUGUUGAUAUAUAAUUGUAAUAUUAUAUUUUGACGUUACACUGAAACAAACAAACCCUCUUUGCAUAUUCAUUUAUAUAAAAAUAUAAACAAACAAACAAACAAAAACGGGAACAAUGUUUAUUUUGUUUGAUUGAGUGUAACACCGAAACGACACAAUGAACUUUUCCCAGGUUUUGUUGGUGGGGAAAGGCUCCAGGUGC